This is a messenger RNA of Neoarius graeffei (lesser salmon catfish), 855 nucleotides long. RefSeq names its product microseminoprotein, prostate associated 1 (gene msmp1). The transcript has 3 exons. The record is from RefSeq and is a predicted model, not a curated record. NCBI's taxonomy places the organism in Eukaryota, Metazoa, Chordata, Actinopteri, Siluriformes, Ariidae. The coding region runs from base 10 to 378 and encodes 122 amino acids.
ACAGAAGAGAUGGCAGGGCAGUGGAUGAUGAUCUUGAUUGGUGCGUCACUGUGGAUGACUUGCUCAGCAGCUCCAACUGAAUGCCACUUCAACUCUCAAGCUCAGUGCGAGUAUGAGGGAAGGCACUACACGUUGGGUCAGACCUGGAUGGAGCAGGGGUGCAUACAGUGCACCUGUCUGCACCCUUUUGGUGUGGGCUGCUGUGAAACUGUGCAGCAGCCAGUGGACUUCCCACCUUGGUGCCAGGUGCGAGUUGAAUCUGUAACCUGCAAGGUGAGCUUGGUGCUAACCUCUGACCCACGUCUGCCCUGUAUUCCAGGAGAGGGGAACAGUGUGGACCCCAGUCAUGGAGAAAUGAACGUGAAACUAGCAGGUUAACAAGACAACAAAGCAGUUGAUCCAUCUGCCAAACCUGCACCAUGCCUGUCUGCCUGAGCUGUCAUUGUGCUUUAUCUGUAGGAUCUGUAAUAACGAUGAUACUAACAUUUGCUUUUUAUCCACCUGAAAAUUAGACAGUGUUUGGUCAUUUCUGUCCCCUGCUGUAAUAAACUUUACUGGUUUUAUAUCUUGCCUGACGAUGCAGUGAUGAAUAAACCCUCCAGAGCUCAAAUUUGCUCAUAAUGCAAGUCUAGGUACAGAUCAUUCACCUUUAGUAUUCACUAUGGAGCUGAAACACAAAUACUAAUCCUCGAUCAGUGCUUAUCCUGAAACAACUUCUUGAAAAACAUGUGCUGUUGUUUUGGAGUGGUCCUUUCUCAUCCUUCAUAAUUCAUACUUAUCUACUCAAAUAGCAUGGUCAUGAUACAUUAAAAUUACCUAAUGCACUAUUGUAAAUACCUAGCUUUGCACCUUCAA